Molecule: messenger RNA, 1464 nt
Organism: Calypte anna (Anna's hummingbird)
Lineage: Eukaryota; Metazoa; Chordata; Aves; Apodiformes; Trochilidae
Gene: TPH2
Product: tryptophan hydroxylase 2
Biological process (GO): serotonin biosynthetic process; aromatic amino acid metabolic process
Cellular component (GO): neuron projection
Molecular function (GO): tryptophan 5-monooxygenase activity; iron ion binding
Source: RefSeq, a predicted model, not a curated record
AUGCAGCCCGCCAUGAUGAUGUUCUCCAGCAAGUACUGGGCGCGGAGGGGCUUCUCCCUGGACUCGGCCCUGCCGGAGGAGCGUCCCGCUGCCGGCAGCCUUACCCUAAACAGGUCAAGUUCUGGGAAAAAUGAGGAAAAGAAAGGAAAUAAGGGAAAUGGAAAAAGUGAGCCAGUUUCUGAAGGUGGAAAGACAGCUGUGGUGUUUUCCUUGAAGAAUGAAGUUGGUGGAUUGGUAAAAGCUCUCCGACUCUUCCAGGAGAAACAUGUGAGUAUGGUUCACAUUGAAUCACGAAAAUCAAAGAGAAGGAACUCAGAGGUGGAAAUUUUUGUGGACUGUGACUGCAGUAAGAAAGAAUUUAACGAACUAAUCCAAUUGCUCAAAUUUCAAACUAAUAUCGUAUCUCUCAAUCCACCUGAAAACAUCUGGACUGAUGAAGAAGAUCUUGACUGUGUCCCUUGGUUCCCCAGAAAGAUAUCUGAACUAGACAGAUGCUCACAGAGAGUUUUGAUGUAUGGAUCUGAGCUGGAUGCAGAUCACCCUGGAUUUAAAGACAAUGUCUAUCGACAGAGGAGAAAGUACUUUGUGGAUGUUGCCAUGAGUUAUAAAUAUGGCCAACCCAUUCCCAGAGUGGAAUACACGCUGAAGAAAUUUAAAACAUGGGUGGUAUUUAGGGAGCUCACUAAACUCUAUCCCACCCAUGCUUGUCAUGAAUAUUUAAAAAUUCCUCUGCUGACCAAGUACUGUGGGUACAGAGAGGAUAAUGUGCCUCUUGAAGAUGUUUCCGUUUUUCUUAAAGAAAGGGUCUGGUUCACAGUGAGACCAGUUGCUGGAUACCUGUCUCCUCGAGAUUUUUUAGCUGUUGCAUACAGAGUUUUUCACUGUACUCAGUACAUACGACAUGGCUCAGAUCCUCUCUACACACCAGAACCGGAUACAUGCCACGAACUCUUGGGACACGUGCCUCUCCUUGCUGAUCCCAAGUUUGCACAGUUUUCACAAGAGAUAGGACUUGCUUCACUGGGAGCAUCUGAUGAAGAUGUUCAGAAAUUAGCCACUUGCUAUUUUUUUACAAUUGAAUUUGGCCUUUGCAAACAAGAAGGACAACUACGUGCUUACGGGGCAGGACUUCUGUCUUCUAUUGGUGAAUUAAAGCAUGCUCUCUCUGAUAAGGCCAAUGUGAAAACAUUCGAUCCAAAGACAACCUGUUUGCAAGAAUGCCUUAUCACUACUUUCCAGGAAGCUUACUUUGUUUCAGAAAGUUUUGAAGAAGCCAAAGAAAAAAUGAGGGACUUUGCCAAAUCGAUCAAUCGUCCCUUCUCUGUGUAUUUCAAUCCAUAUACGCAAAGCAUUGAGAUUCUGAAGGAUACCAGGAGUAUAGAAAAUGUCGUUCAGGACCUCCGCAGUGAUCUAAACACUGUAUGUGAUGCUUUAAGCAAAAUGAACAGAUAUUUAGGGAUUUGA